Messenger RNA from Carlito syrichta (Philippine tarsier), 4359 nucleotides. RefSeq names its product zinc finger protein 280D (gene ZNF280D). Gene Ontology annotation, molecular function: RNA polymerase II cis-regulatory region sequence-specific DNA binding; DNA-binding transcription factor activity, RNA polymerase II-specific. Lineage: Eukaryota; Metazoa; Chordata; Mammalia; Primates; Tarsiidae. Bases 118 to 3051 code for a protein of 977 amino acids. Gene Ontology annotation, biological process: regulation of DNA-templated transcription. The record is from RefSeq and is a predicted model, not a curated record. The transcript has 22 exons.
AUCUGUGCAAAAAAUCAUUGUGAUUAGAGGGAAGGAAAACUGAGACAUAACUUGCUGCCUUGCCUGGAGUCACAUGUACUUAGGUGACAAUUUACAGAAAGUCAACUCUGCAACUUGAUGGGCGACAACCUUUUUCAACCAAAAAAUAAUUCAAAAAUGGCAGAACUGUUUAUGGAAUGUGAAGAAGAAGAGCUGGAACCAUGGCAGAAGAAAGUAAAAGAGGUUGAGGAUGAUGAUGAUGAUGAGCCAAUCUUUGUUGGAGAGAUAUCAAGUUCAAGACCAGCAAUUUCAAAUAUUUUGAACAGAGUUAAUCCCAGCUCAUAUUCAAGGGGACUAAAGAAUGGCACACUCAGUCGAGGUAUUACUGCUGCAUUCAAGCCUACAAGUCACCACUACAUGAAUCCAACAUCAAAUCCAGUGGUUACCUCGCCAGUUAAUUUUCAUCCCGAAUCUAGAUCUUCAGAUAGUUCUGUUAUUAUUCAGCCUUUUUCUAAACCUGGUUAUAUAAUGAACUCAUCACGAGUUGUAUCUAAUAAGUCUUCAGACUUACUGUUUGACUUGACCCAGGAUACAGGAUUAUCACAUUAUCAAGGGGGACCAACAUUUUCUAUAGCAGGUAUGAAUGAAAGUUCAUUUUUAUCAAAACGUCCUUCUACUUCUGAAGUAAAUAAUGUUAAUCCAAAAAAACCCAAGCCUAGCGAGAGUGCUUCUGGAACAAAUUCUUCGACUGUGUUACCUUCAGUUAAAUCUCAUUCAAUGAUAUCCUCCCAGGCUAUGCCAUUAAAAGGUGCAAAUACCUCAUCAAAUCAAUCUAAAAAUGGAGCACCUUUUCCAAGAGCUUGUCCAAAGUGCAAUAUUCAUUUCAAUCUUUUGGAUCCUUUGAAAAAUCACAUGAAGUAUUGUUGUCCAGACAUGAUAAAUAACUUUUUGGGACUGCCUAAAACAGAAUUUUCAAGCACAGCAAAUAAAAAUAUGACUAUUGAUUCAGAGAAAGGAAAAUUGAUCAUGUUAGUUAAUGACUUUUAUUAUGGAAAACAUGAAGGAGAUGUCCAAGAAGAACAGAAGACUCACACAACAUUUAAAUGCUUCAGUUGCUUAAAAAUUCUAAAAAAUAAUAUUAGGUUUAUGAACCACAUGAAACACCAUUUGGAACUUGAGAAGCAGAGCAGUGAGAGCUGGGAAAACCACACCACCUGUCAGCACUGCUACCGUCAGUUUCCCACACCAUUUCAGCUGCAGUGUCACAUUGAAAGUACACAUACUCCCCAUGAAUUUUCUACCAUUUGUAAAAUCUGUGAAUUAUCAUUUGAAACAGAACAUGUUCUUUUACAACAUAUGAAGGACAAUCAUAAACCUGGUGAGAUGCCAUAUAUCUGCCAGGUUUGCAAUUACAGAUCUUCAUCAUUUUCUGAUGUAGAAACUCAUUUUAGAACAUCUCAUGAAAAUACUAAGAACUUGUUAUGUCCAUUUUGCCUCAAAGUUAUUAAAAUUGCAACACCCUAUAUGCAUCAUUAUAUGAAGCAUCAGAAAAAGGGAGUACAUCGUUGUACAAAAUGCAGACUACAGUUUUUGACAUGCAAGGAGAAAAUGGAUCACAAGACUCAGCAUCAUCGAACAUUUAUAAAACCCAAACAACUAGAAGGAUUGCCUCCUGGAACAAAAGUUACUAUUCGAGCUUCAGUUGGACCGCUUCAAUCAGGAUCUUCACCUACACCUUCCAUUAGUGCCAGCGCAUCUACCCUUCAGCUCUCACCUCCAAGGACUAAAACUAUAGCUGCUAAAAAUUCCACAAAAUCUAAUAUAAAUAAACCUAAUACAACCAAAUCCAAUGCAAGUAAACCUAAUGCAAGUAAGCCUAAUGGAAGUAAAUCUAAAUACAAAUCAAAAAUCUCUAAUAUGCAAAAGAAGCAAAGUACAUUGACUAGUAGCAAUAAAAAAAGUAAAGUCAAUACAGCAUUGAGGAAUUUAAGGUAUCGUCGGGGUGUUCACAGAUGCAUUGAGUGUUGUUCCGAAAUAAAAGAUUUUACAAACCACUUUCCUACAUACGUCCACUGUAGUUUUUGCAGAUACAACACUAGUUGUAGUAAAGCCUAUGUAAAUCAUAUGAUGAGCUUUCAUAGUAACCGUCCAAGUAAAAGGUUUUGUAUUUUUAAGAAGCACUCAGAAAAUCUCAGGGGCAUUAAUCUAGUGUGCCUUAAUUGUGAUUUCCUAGCUGAUGUUUCUGGCUUAGAUAAUAUGGCUACACACUUAAGUCAACAUGAAACUCAUACUUGCCAAAUUGUAGUAGAAAAAGUUUCUGUUUGUAUCUCAACUUCUGAACAUCAUUCUGAAUUAAAAAAUGAAACUUCCACCAAGAAGCAAGAACCUGUAUCUAAGGAAAUUGCAAGCCCCAAUACGAUUGAAGGAGGAGCAUCAAAUUCUGAAAGUAAACAAGAUAAAGUUGCUUCUUCAGAAGAAAAAAAUGGAGGUGAUGCAAAUUCAUUUGAAGUGUCAUCAGCAACAAAAAGUAAAGAAAGCAUAGAAUCAGUUUCAGAUAAGGAAAAUGAUACCUGUCUUACAGACCUGGAAACUUGUUCAAAGAAAAUCUUCAGUUGUGAUUCGAAUAUUGGUGCAGAUAAAGUGGAGAAGGAAAAGCAAACACAGCAUGUUUGUCAGGAAAUGGAGUUGAAGAUCUGCCAAAGUUCAGAAAAUAUAAUUUCAUGUGAUCAGAUUAAAGAUCACAGCUCCAGUGAGACAAGGCUUUCUUCGAAGAAUCUGCGGUUAAUAUCAGGUGAUGUUAGCAUUGCUCAGUUUUUGAGACAAAGAGAUGAGCCUGAAUCUGUUAGUUCUGAUGUUAGUGAGCAAGGCAGUGCUCAUUUGGAACCUCUGACUCCCUCAGAGGUACUUGAAUAUGAAGCCACAGAGAUUCUUCAGAAAGGCAGUGGUGAUCAGUCACCUUCAGCCAAGAUGGAUGAAGUAGUAUCUGAUCAAACAGAUGACUUUCCUGGAGGAAAUAACCCUAGCACAACAGAAACAGCAAUAGACCCAGCAGAAGAAAAAGAAAGAAGUUGAAAUCAGUCAUUCUAAGUUUUAGUGUACCAAUGGUAAGAACAGUUGGAACAGUGCUAUGAGGUGAACUCACUAGUGCUGUUAUAGAGCUCAGAAACAGAAAAAUGUGAGGGAGGUAUCAUAUACUUUGCCUAUAGGUUCAACCUAGGUUAUUAAACAAAUUGAUUCACCAAAUAUAGCAUGACUGGUAUUGAUUUCCAAAAAGUUUUAAAAACAUGAACAAGAUUUUAAUGAAGGUUAAGUUUGCACUGGAAAGGUCUCAUUUCAGUUUUUCAGGAUAUGGGAAUUGAUUGCUGAUAAGAAUUGAUUAAAAGAAUAUUAAUUACAUUAAUAACACUUUUCAAAGUUCCAUCAGUCCUAUGCUAAAAUCCUUAUUACCCAUAUCUUAUUUUUAGUUAAUUCAGAGGAAGAGAUUUGGAAAUCAUGUACCUUUUGGGAAUAAUUGAUUUAAAAUAAUGACUGAUUGGCAUUGUUAAUGAAAGUUUAUUUUGAGUAUGAUGCUGCUAAAUGGAGCAUGCUUAGAGUGCUAAAUUGAUUUAAUGACAAUUUGGAUGAACAUAAACUUAAUUUUGGAUUUAAUGUAACAUUCCAAUCUGUCAAAAGCAUGUAAACAGAAUAUUUGAAUCUAUGUACCUCCAUACAAGUGUUAGCCUACCAGGCUGUAAGCUUACCUUAAUUAAACUUUCAGUGAAAGUGAAAUUAUUAAAAUAUAAAUUUAUAUUUGUGCUUUUUUGUUAGUGUGUAAGCUGUGCAGAAAUUCCUUGAUGUACUAGUUGUAUAAAGUAAAAACCCAUUGUUGAAACUCCUGUAGGUAUUAUGCUUUUAAUAUUGCUUUAAUUAUCUUCUUUAGAAAUAGAAAUGGUCUGGAAGCCAAACCAAAGUAUGGUGUAAUGUAGAUAUUGUAAAGCAGUAAACUGAAAACAUGUUAUGGCAUGUAUUCAGUUAUGUUUAAGUGACUUUUCUUUAAUUAUGAAAUAGAAACUUCAAAUGGGACCUAAAGCAGUGAUGUAAAAUAUUGGUUUUGGGAAUUUAGUCUAAUUUAUCCAUAUGAUGGCUGCUAAAUUCAUUUUUUCCAUUUUUUAAAAUCAUCUACAAAAUAAUAGAUAUAGAAAUGAAUAAUACAAAGAACAGUAGUUUGCUUUGAAGUACUAAUAUACUUUUAUUUAAAAUGCUACAUUUUUACUUCUUUAAAUGUGCUUUGAAUUCCUAAAUUUUGUUUCACUGAAUGUUAAAUGUUUAUGGCUAUUAAAAUUCUGCUGUAUAUAAUAGUUUUUGAGUAAAUAUUUCCAAUAAAAAUCUGUCCCUGAAUAA